GCGGCGGCAAAGCACGACAGUCUUCAGUCACCCCAUCCACCCACCAGAACAAGCGCCUAGGAACAUUUUGGGGGCGAACAAGGAGCGACUACGGAGAGCAUGCAUGUCCGUAGACCACACGGCAGCCCUUGUGGCCGCCUCGCGAGGCUGAGGCGGCGGCUGACAGGCGUGGGAGCAGCGCGUGCCGUGCGAGAGAGCGGCGCUGGCCCUGCACGGACGUGCCCAUCUUCCAGCCGCUCCUCGGUCCGCUCCACAUCCACCUGAUCCUCUUCAACCAUGCCGAUCACCAAGCUGCGCGUCGGCUACGUGCCUGAGCACUUCUCCUCGCCGCUGCUGAUUCUCGGUCGCUCGGCAUGGGGCGCCGAGCACCUCGAGCUCGUCUCGCAGCCGUCGGGCACCGGACAGAUGCUCUCGUCGCUCGAGGCCGCGGGCGCCGGCGGACAGGUCAUCGAUGUUGCCGUGGCGCUCACGGAGAGCUUGAUCGCGCCGCUGGCCAAGGGGCGCGAUGACUAUCGCCUUGUGGGCAGCUAUGUACGCAGCCCGCUCAACUGGGCCGUCAUCACCGGCACGUCGCCGCACGCGGCGCGCUACAACAGCAUCAGCGACCUGCGCGGCGAGGCCAUCGGCAUCAGCCGGAUAGGCAGCGGCAGCAUGGUCAUGGCCAGCGUCACGGCGCUGCAGCAGCGCUGGCUCGACGCACAGGGCGCCGUCGAGGCCAUUCCGUUCAAGGUGCAGGACACGUUCGUGCGCCUGCGCAACGCCGUCAACUUCCCGGCCAGUGCGCCAAAGGAGACGUCGGGCGAGGCGGCACAAACGGCGGCGUUCAUGUGGGAGUGGUUCACGACGAAGCCGUUUGUCGACUCGGGCGAGGUGCGCUUCAUCGGCAACGUGCCGACGCCGUGGCCGAGCUGGACGAUUGCAGCGUCGCGCAACACGGUGCUCGAGUCCGGCGAGCAGCGCGCCUUGCUCGACGACUUCCUCGCGCGUCUCGCCUCCGGCAUCACCGAGUUCAGCCGCGACAGCGACGCAGCGCAGGCCUUUGUGCGCGCCGAGUUGGGCUACGAGGCCGCCGACGUAGCGUCCUGGUUCGCCGGCGUGCGCUGGGCGGGCGAUGCGCGUCCCAACGAUGCAGAGAUGGAGAAGACUGGCACGACGGGCCAGCGCACACACACGGCGAGCGUGUCGCAGGCGACACUGCAGACGACGCUCGACACGCUCGAACAGGCGGGCGUCGUGAAGCGCCCAGAGGCAGGCUGGGAGUGGGGGCGCUUCGUGCACGGCGCCACGAGCGAGGGUGCGGCCCGCCUUGUCGAAUGA
This is a messenger RNA of Tilletiopsis washingtonensis, 1317 nucleotides long. RefSeq lists its product as hypothetical. The transcript has 4 exons. The record is from RefSeq and is a predicted model, not a curated record. The coding region runs from base 277 to 1317 and encodes 346 amino acids. Lineage: Eukaryota; Fungi; Basidiomycota; Exobasidiomycetes; Entylomatales.